Molecule: messenger RNA, 1140 nt
Organism: Phyllostomus hastatus (greater spear-nosed bat)
Lineage: Eukaryota; Metazoa; Chordata; Mammalia; Chiroptera; Phyllostomidae
Gene: KCNMB4
Product: potassium calcium-activated channel subfamily M regulatory beta subunit 4
Exons: 3
Coding region: 90-722 (210 amino acids)
Biological process (GO): potassium ion transport; detection of calcium ion
Cellular component (GO): membrane; voltage-gated potassium channel complex
Molecular function (GO): calcium-activated potassium channel activity; potassium channel regulator activity
Source: RefSeq, a predicted model, not a curated record
GGCGGCUCCUCCCGCCCGAGGCAGUGGGGCUCGGCGCCGGGGGCGGGGGUGGGCGGGAGGAGCGCGCCAGCCGCUGGGAGUGGGGGGCGAUGGCGAAGCUCCGGGUGGCUUACGAGUACACGGAAGCCGAGGACAAAAGCAUCCGGCUCGGCUUGUUUCUCAUCAUCUCCGGUGUCGUGUUGCUCUUUAUCUUCGGCUUCUGCUGGCUCAGCCCCGCGCUGCAGGAUCUGCAAGCCACGGCCGCCAACUGCACGGUGCUGUCGGUUCAGCAGAUCGGCGAGGUGUUCGAGUGCACCUUCACCUGUGGCGCCGACUGCAGGGGCACAUCGCAGUACCCCUGCGUCCAGGUCUACGUGAACAACUCGGAGUCCAACUCCAGGGCGCUGCUGCACAGCGACGAGCACCAGCUCCUGACCAACCCCAAGUGCUCCUAUAUUCCUCCCUGUAAGAGAGAAAAUCAGAAGAACUUGGAAAGUGUCAUGAAUUGGCAACAGUACUGGAAAGAUGAGAUUGGUUCCCAGCCAUUUACUUGCUAUUUUAAUCAAUUCCAAAGACCAGAUGAUGUGCUCCUGCAUCGCACACAUGAUGAGAUUGUCCUCCUGCACUGCUUCCUCUGGCCCCUGGUGACAUUUGUGGUAGGCGUUCUCAUUGUGGUCCUGACCAUCUGUGCCAAGAGCCUGGCAGUCAAGGCAGAGGCCAUGAAGAAGCGCAAGUUCUCGUAGAGGGGAGUGAACACGUGGAAAGCAAAGCACAGAAGCUGCACCUGUCGGCACACAUCUACCUGCAGAGCCUGCUUCCGGCGCAGGAGAUGGAAGGGGCUGUGAGAGGCUCAGAGAGGCUCCUCCCUCCAUGGCAGCAGCAACAGGCACAAGUGGGAGACUUGGAACCUCAUAGGUUGUAUUCUGUGUGUCAUAGGGAUGGCUAAAGGGUCAAGCUCUUAGCUGUAUGGAGUAAGUUUCAGAAAAUCCAAUCAAAUGUUAGUUUUCUUUGGAAAGUAGCAGUAUAUAAUUGUACAGUGUAGUAUACAAAUCAUUAUGAUUUAUGGUAUUUAAAAAUAUUAAAAGAGAGUGGUCUGCGUUCUUUUCUAUUUCCUUUUUUAUCCUUAAAACACCAGGGUUCAAAAUAAAGGUCUUUUGGGUU